Molecule: messenger RNA, 1419 nt
Organism: Paramecium octaurelia
Lineage: Eukaryota; Ciliophora; Oligohymenophorea; Peniculida; Parameciidae
Source: the annotation of a GenBank genome assembly
AUGAGUUUAAAUAGUUCCAAAAUUUAUGCAAAUAGAUUCGUAAUGAAGAAAAAAUUGUCUUAAGGAUCCUUUGGAAUGGUUUAUCAAGUUUAUGAUCGAGCUACAAAUGCUGAAUGCGCAUUGAAAGUUGAGUUGGAAGAGAAUUAGGAGAAGAAAACAUUAGAAAGAGAAAUUACUAUGCUUAUCUAAUUGGAAAAUGUUGAAGGAAUUCCAAAACUGAUAUGGUAUGGUUUUGAAGGACAGACUUAAUUGAUGGCAUUGCAGCUUCUAGGUAAAGAUCUAGCUUAUUACUUAAAACUUUAUAAGAAGUUCUCAUUUAAAUGUUGUUUGUAAGUUGCUUACGAUUGCAUAGAUAUUCUAAAAAAUAUACAUAAAAGGUUCAUCAUACAUCGAGAUUUAAAACCAGAGAAUAUUAUGAUGUCAAUCGAUUUAAAUUAAAUAUACAUUGUAGAUUUUGGUGUAAGCAAGAUUUAUUUUGAAGCAGAUCACAUGUAAAAAUUAUUUGUAAAAAAGUCUUACAAAGACCUUUUAGAUAGGACAAAGAUUUUAUUGGUACUCUCAGAUAUGCUUCAAUUGCUGCUCAUAAGGGAUAAGAAUUAGGAAGAAAAGAUGAUUUAGAAUCAUUAUUUUAUGUCAUCUUUUAUUUCCUAAGAGGGAAUCUACCUUGGCAAAACAUCCCCGUCGAAGAUAGUGAACGUAAUAGAAUUGUUGGAGAGAUGAAAUAAACCAUUUCUGUAUAGGAAUUAACAGCAAUGAAGUGUCCAGAAUUCAUUAAAAUUUUUCAAUAUAUUAGAAAACUAAAAUUCGAUGAAUAGCCAGAUUAUGAAUUUAUUAAAGAUCUUCUUGUAGAAGCAGCUAAAAACAAUAACAUUAAAUUAGAUGGAUAUUACGAUUGGACAGAGGGAAUGAAACUUAGUAAAAAACUUUCAGAAUCUAAAGUUUCUUUAGAUAAAAAAGAACCUUAAUCCCCUAAAUAAUAAAUGAAAAGCACCACCAAAAUCUCCAAUUAAGUGAUUUGGUCUGUGUGUGAUAAUUCAAAGUACUUAUUCUACAAUAUUCACAGUCGACCUUAAUCAUAGAAAAAUCUCUUAAUGCCUCCAGAAUUAUAAAAAAAAAGGAGUGAUGUUCAUCAUUUUUCUAGCGGUUCAAACAUUUCUGUUGUUAUGGGCACUUAUAGUUCAAUGAGAUUAAGGUAUCUGCCAUCAGCGAUUAAUAAAAAGAGUCCUGGAUUAAAAAGGAUGGUUUCAAUAGAAUUUGUAGCACACGAUGAAUCUGUAUACUAGGAGUAAAUUGAUGAAAACUAUGAGGAAAAUCCAUUAAAUGAAAAGUAUAAGGAGUAUCCAAAUGAAAUGUAAUCAUAUUAUGAAUAUUUGUAGAUGUUUUAAAGGGAACAAUAAAUUUAAUUAGAUUUAAAAAUGA